This is a messenger RNA of Harpegnathos saltator (Jerdon's jumping ant), 2279 nucleotides long. Its product is annotated as ribophorin I. Bases 212 to 2047 code for a protein of 611 amino acids. NCBI's taxonomy places the organism in Eukaryota, Metazoa, Arthropoda, Insecta, Hymenoptera, Formicidae. The record is from RefSeq and is a predicted model, not a curated record. The transcript has 2 exons. Gene Ontology annotation, cellular component: membrane; oligosaccharyltransferase complex.
CGGGCUCGAUUAAUCGGGAUUGGAGGACAACUCAUCGAUCGCUAUUUUGGACUCAGAUAUCAUAAGCCGCUGUUUUCAAAGAAAGGAUGCUGCGGGAGAUGAUUCUUGAUAGACGAUCGCACAUUCAUUGUCCGUUGUCAACGUACCUUGCAAGCCGGUAGCGACAAAGAACAUACUGUUGUCAGUAUCCUGAUCAGGAGUAACCGCAGGAAUGCCGAAGAUGUCUCGGUUGCGUGCGAGCGCGCUGAUAAGCAUCUUCUUGCUUUGCGUAUGUUCGCAUGUUCACACCGCCGUCGAUGGGAACCUCGUGGAUCCGGACCUGGUGGUGAGGAAUGUCGAGCGGCAUAUUGACCUACAGUCACAGCUGACGAAGAUUACGAAUCGCGUGGUGCUGGACAACAACAGCAAGGACCGCGCCACGCAGAGCUUCCUCUUCUGCUUGGACGGCGUGCAGAGAAAGUCCCUGAGCUACAUAACGGCUCGUGUGGAACCUGGUAAGCUGCAGCUCAAGGUGACGGAGACCAAGGUGGAGGCGCACCGUGAUAAAGCCUUCUUCUCGAUCGAUCUUGCCAAUCACUUGGCGCCUCGUCGCACGCUCACUAUUGAAGUAGAGAUGAUCCUUACGCAUGAGUUGGUGCCACAUCCUAAGCAGAUUGCUCAGCAGGAGAAGCAACUGGUUAAGUAUACUGGCAAUGUAUAUGCUUAUCUGCCGUACGCGGUCGCCAAGCAAACCACCUUUGUAGGACUGCCAUCGCGCAACAUUGAGAGCUACACCAAGAUCAAACCAGUCUCACAGACUGGCUCGGGGAUAGUCUACGGUCCGUUUGAGAAGCAGCCGCCGUAUGUUCACGAGGAGCUGACGGUGCACUUUGAAAAUAACAACAAGUUCCUCACUGUAACUAGGCUUGAGAGGACCAUUGAGAUUUCUCACUGGGGUAACAUCGCUGUCGAGGAGCACAUUGAUCUUCUACAUACUGGGGCCUUGUUGAAGGGAUCCUUUUCGCGUUAUGAAUAUGCACGAGAAUCAAAGUCUGGCCAGGCUAGUAUCCAGAGUUUCGACACUAUUUUGCCAGCGGCAGCUUCUGACAUCUAUUAUCGGGACGAGAUCGGCAACAUCUCCACAUCGCAUACCCGCAUCAAGAAGGACUCGGUGGAGCUGAACCUGAGGCCUAGAUUCCCAUUAUUCGGCGGCUGGAAGACUCGCUAUACGAUUGGCUACAAUGUGCCCAGUUAUGAGUACUUAUUCCACUCUGGUGAUGAGUACACUCUGGAGAUGAGACUGUUGGAUCACAUCUUCGACGACAUGGUCGUGGACGAAAUGGUGCUGAAGAUUAUCCUGCCAGAAGGAGCGCGGAACAUGCAGCUGGAAUUGCCGUAUCCGGCGACUCGCCUGCCGGAUUCCUUGCAUUACACGUAUCUAGAUGUCACUGGUCGUCCUGUGGUGUCUGUGACCAAGAAGAAUUUGGUGGAGAAUCAUAUCCAGAGCUUCAGAUUCAAGUAUACAUUCCCACGUUUGCUGAUGUUGCAGGAACCAUUGUUGGUUGCAUUAGCGCUAUACUUAUUGUUCCUAUUAGUAAUUACAUAUGUUAGGUGGGAUUUCUCCAUUGAUAAGGACGAAGCAUCGGAGAGCAAACUGCGGAUUGCCGGCCAGUGUGAGAAGAUAUUGGCUGCGCAGGAUCGCCGGAUCAACUCGUACAACGAACUGGACGAUCAGCUGGUAUGCUUGAAGGCCAAUAAGGAUACCAAUGCGUUUCUCGCCGCAGUGAAGGUCAUCAACCAAGAAUACAAGGCUGCUACCAGCGCACUCAAUGAGAUUUCGCAGAAGUUAAAGGGUGAAUCCGGUGAUGUAUAUGAGCGUGUACAGGAACUGCAAAGGUGUGACCGGUCAUUGAAAGAGCUCUACAAUCAGCAACAGGCGUUGUACGUGGAUAAACUAGUACCGGGCAAGAUCAGUCGGCAACAGUUUGUCGAGGCGGAGUCGGCGAUCGGAAAGAAGAAGGAGGAAUGCGCUGAGAAGAUCAACGCGAUCGUGAAGUCGUUGCAAUAAUCGCAUUCUUGCGAGUCAGAGGAGACUCGAUAGAAUAGAGAAAAAAAAGAGGGGUACCUCCCACGGUGCAUUUGUGAUAUAGCAACAUCCAGUUGUCGUGUUUCACAGCAAUGUUAAUUUCACUCACGAAUAUGAGUGGACAAGUUAAACAAGGCAUACUAUGCAUUUAAUGCGCGUUGCACCAUGAGGAAACUUAUCUGUAUCAUAAGUUAAGAUUUAUAAUAAAUAUGUA